This is a messenger RNA of Lacerta agilis (Sand lizard), 4161 nucleotides long. It is a transcript of the gene ZDHHC14, whose product is annotated as zinc finger DHHC-type palmitoyltransferase 14. Gene Ontology annotation, cellular component: endoplasmic reticulum; Golgi apparatus. The transcript has 10 exons. Gene Ontology annotation, biological process: protein targeting to membrane; peptidyl-L-cysteine S-palmitoylation. The record is from RefSeq and is a predicted model, not a curated record. Lineage: Eukaryota; Metazoa; Chordata; Lepidosauria; Squamata; Lacertidae. The coding region runs from base 1054 to 2172 and encodes 372 amino acids. Gene Ontology annotation, molecular function: protein-cysteine S-palmitoyltransferase activity.
CAGCUUUAGGUCCGACGACAGUUUGAAGGGAGCGGGGUAGGUGGGUGGGAUGCCAGCCCGAUCGAUACCUUCUGGAACGGGAGACGAAUCUUGGAUGGCUUCACUAUCUGACUGGCUAAUUCCUGUAUCGAAGCUGGAAUGAGGUUCAGAGAGCAACUCCUUUAUUUGCAUAUAUAAAAGCCUGGAAGUCUCAAUAAGAGCGACGGAAGGAAGGAAAGCAGAAGGGAUUUAUAAUAUAAACAUUUUAUUUGCAUCUCUUUCCCCUGAAAUCAAGUUUUUUUCUGGAGGAAAGAGAGGGUGAACUGGAUAUUUGUUGGCAAACAGAAAUGAAGGCUGGCAUUUAAAAUGUCAUGUAUUAUUUUUCCCCCUGGCGUUGGAUAUUGACCACCACAUUUCUGUCAUGUUCAGAAAACUUCCUUUUCUAUAGUGAGAGCUAAGAGGAACUAAUAGUCUUUUGUUGUCAUUCAGAACAACGGCCAGAAAAAAUACAGGCAGCUUACAGUGAAUUAGAAUCUAGGAGAAAAUUGGAUAUUAUGGAUGGUUUCUCAACUGCUGGUUUUGGAUUUGGAUAUAUGUGUUUGGAACAAUUAAUAGGAAUUUUAAUUUUUGUAAAGUGAACUGCAUAAAGGAUCCUAACAAACUUAUGUGAAAGGAAUCUACUCAGUUACAAAACACUCUUAACAUUUUUAACCAAGACAUGCUUAAGGAUGUGGAUUUGAUGUAAAAACGGAGCAGCUUGUUAAACAAAAGGAACAAUGCUUCAAAAUCCUUUUAAAGCACUAUUUCUUCAACAGUUGAUUUAUAUUUUAGCUGUUUCUAGUUCCCGUUUCCUUUUUAUGAUUACACACUUUUAAGGAACUGUUUUGAACUGUUUCAUUUCAUUGUGAAGAAAGGAUAGACUACUUAUGACUUCUGUAAUGACAGCUUUGGACACUGAACAGUUAACUGGGUGUUGUAUAAUGCCCUAAUAAACUAAAGUACUAAAAGUGGCUUCAAGGAAACAUCUUACCCAAGAGGUGUUUUGGGGGUUACUCCCCUCCUUAUUCCCCCUUGAUGACUCCAGGAGGUGGUGGAGGAGGGCCCAUGAAAGACUGUGAAUACAGUCAGAUCAGCACUCACAGCUCCUCUUCUCCCAUGGAGUCUCCUCAUAAGAAAAAGAAAACAACUGCCAAGAGAAAAUGGGAAGUUUUCCCUGGAAGAAACAAGUUCUUCUGUGAUGGAAGGAUCAUGAUGGCUCGUCAGACUGGAGUCUUCUACCUGACCCUUGUUCUUAUUUUGGUUACCAGUGGACUGUUCUUCGCAUUUGAUUGUCGAUAUUUAUCAGAUCAGAUUACACCUGCUAUUCCUGCAGUAGGAGCAAUUCUGUUCUUUUUUGUUAUGGGGACCUUGCUACGUACUAGCUUCAGUGAUCCUGGAGUCCUGCCUCGUGCAACACCAGAUGAAGCAGCAGAUCUUGAAAGACAAAUAGGUAACACUGAAGAAAUUGCAAAUGGCUCCAGUUCAGGAGGGUACCGUCCACCUCCCAGAACAAAAGAAGUACUCAUCAAUGGGCAGACAGUAAAGUUAAAAUACUGUUUUACCUGCAAGAUUUUUCGCCCACCUCGUGCCUCACAUUGCAGCCUUUGUGAUAACUGUGUAGAACGGUUUGAUCACCAUUGUCCCUGGGUAGGCAACUGUGUGGGGAAAAGAAACUACAGAUUUUUUUAUAUGUUUAUUUUAUCUCUGUCUUUUCUGACAGUCUUUAUAUUUGCAUUCGUUAUCACCCACAUCAUCCAUCGAUCUCAACAAACAGGGUUCUUAAAUGCACUCAAGGACAGUCCUGCAAGUGUGCUGGAAGCUGUGGUAUGUUUCUUCUCCGUUUGGUCCAUUGUUGGGCUCUCAGGUUUUCAUACUUAUUUGAUCAGCUCCAAUCAAACAACAAAUGAGGAUAUCAAGGGAUCUUGGUCAAAUAAAAGAGGUAAAGAAAACUUCAAUCCAUACAGCUAUGGCAACAUUUUCACUAACUGUUGUUCUGCACUCUGUGGGCCCAUCUCUCCCAGCUUAAUUGACAGAAGAGGAUUUAUGCAGCCAGAUACUCCACAGCCAGCAGCACCCUCAAAUGGCAUUACAAUGUAUGGGGCCACACAGUCUCAGAGUAAUAUGGGAACUGAAGUUAGAUUAACCAGGUGGUAAUUGCCAGGAUCACCCUUUCCUUUUUGAAGGACUUCUGCUAGUUGGGAUAUCUGUUGCAUUCAUGGAAUGGCACCUUUGGAUCCAAUCUAAUAUCUUAUUUGGAAUCCAUACCAAUGGUGCCCAGAGAUAUCUCCCAAGCAGGAGAUUUGCAAGGUAAGGGUGCCCCAAGGUUCUAAACUUUGGGAAGAGGAAGAGAUAAAUUACUGGAACAUAAGUUACAUGUGAUCCAUAGCUGCCAUCUAGUCAUGUAUAUUUUCAUCUAUAUUCUAUUUUUAAUUUAAAAUUGACAUGUUAUUAUUUUUUAUUUGAAGUUAGGACAAAUUAGUUAUGAUUUAAAGGGGGUAAAACUGCUCGGGGAUAGCCAAAAAGAAUAUUAAUGGUGAUAAUUCAAAUGCUAUGUAUUGCUGCAUCUUGCCUUGCUUUUAAGAUGCUAGAACCUGCAAUAAUCUUUUCUCAGGACAAAAUUUCGUGCAAAGUAUUUUUUAAAAAAUUCAAGCAGGCAACUACUUUUGAAAACAAGGAUCGUGAACACAUGGAUUCGUUGCAUCUCUGAGACAUGGAAAAAUACAGUUUAAAAGAAAACAAAAGCACAAGGUUUUAAUUGGAAUAAGGCCAUCUCUUGUAGAAGUGCCAGAUGACAUACUGGCAAGAAGCUUCACACUGUGUACAAUUUUAUAAAAGAUAUUAUUUUUCUCUUAAAAGUGAUAAAACGUUCACCUUGUUUGCAUGUAUAGUAAAUAUCUAGAGGGGGGUGGAUUAUAUCCAUAGGUUCCUUGCUUUUUCUGUUGCAGAAAGCUAUGCAUGAUCUGCAGUUAUCUGGUUGUGAGCCAUUCAAAUGUUUACAAGCUUUCAUAUAAAGGGAUAUUGUCUCUUUUCCUGUCUGACCUCAUAGGAUUUAUUUAAAAUCCUGCAUACAUUAUUUCCUUUAGCACAGGCUUAUUCCAAAGAAAAAACAACUUUGAGAUGCAUUCUCUUGACUUAUUGUUUGAUUACUGUACUAGAAGGAGCUAUAAGAAGAAUUUAAACAACUAUAAGCACCAAUAUAACAGCAGUGAACACAUUGAUUUAGGGAAACGUUUUCAAUGGAAGUGGGUGAGGUUGAUUGCCUUUGUAAAUCUCAGUCUCCAUACAACAGUCAACACCUCAGAGGCAAUAAUACUAAAUCAGAUUUUAAGUUUGUGAGCUAAUAAUGUUAUGUCAUGUGCUAGGGAUACAUAAUUACACAAUACAUUCUAGAAAGAUGAGAGACUUCAGUUUCUUGCUAUCCUUCCUCUCUGUCACAAGGAUUCUGAUUUUCCUACAAAACAAAUAAAGAUUAGGCAGGAGGAAAUGCCUUUUUUGCUCAUUACAUUGAAAUAGAAGGAAAGUAUCACAUUGACACUUAUUUUGUGAAGUUCAUUUAAAAAAAACAAACCCCACCAGUAUUGGAUUAUUUCAGUGUACCUGAAUAUUUUUCUCCUUCUGCAGAUACCAGAACAUGGAGCCUACAUUCCCCACAGUGCAGAAAAUAAACAAUGAUAAAUAUUUUACUCUGCCAUUAUGACUUCACAGCUGUGGCGCUUACACUAAGGAGUAGAAAUAUUUAAAAAUUCAUCUGCUUACAUUUUCACAGAAAUACUUUGGGGUUCUUUUUCGAUUGCAGCAUUUGGAUACCUUUGCUAUAUGGAAAUAGCAUCACAUGUCACUUAAGUCCACAAUAUGGUUCUGGUAGUAUUUUUUACUGAGGGAGGGGCGUGAGAAUGCCACCACGCUGUUGUUUUUAAGUGUCUCUUAUGUAAAGCUUUAAAAUUAUGCACUGCCACAAUAGAAUACUUUGGUUUUCUUAGCGCUUGAGGGAAAGAAAAUGCUUGAUGACAGAAAAAGUACUGUGAAUACCUAUUUUAGAAUGAAUUUAUUAUUUCUGUUUGCAUUGUUGUGCAGUAAUUUUUUGCUGUUUAUAAUAUUUUUUGACUUUGUGUUGAAGAAUAAAAAGUACAGCAUUUUUAAGCA